AUGGAACAGGUGCCGAUAGUAGGAGCUGCACCAGAACCCGUCACCAUGGCUGGAGUACAAGCCAUGAUUCAGGCAAUGAUGGUUAAACAAAGGGAGGAAAUGAGGCAACUAUUGUUGAACAACAGGAGUGAACCUUCAAUGCCUGUUGAACAACCUGAAUUAAAUGACGAGCAGUCAGAAGAAGGAAAUUACAGUCGUACUGUCAGUCAAGCGGAACCUACAGUGGCAGAAAGGAAUAACCCGAAAAGGGAAAUCAACAGAGAUGGGCGUAUGUACAAGAAUUUCUUGGGCGCCAAACUGCCAAGUCUUGCCGGAAGCCCAAAACCAGUUGAGAUCAUGGAUUGGAUCUCCGAAAAGGAAAUGGGAUUUGAAAGCUGCAACUGUAGUGACAAGCAGAAAACUGUUUUUGCGGUCAGACAACUGAAGACUGGAGUUUUAAGAUGGUGGAAGUUAUUGGUAGACACAAUGCCACAUGGAGAAGCCCUGAAAAUAUCUUGGGAAAUGUUCUUGGAGCAGUUAAAGAUACAAUACUGCUCGGAGAUAGAUAUGAUAGAUCGAAACAAUGAAUUUCAGAACUUAAAGAAAGGGAAAAUGAGCAUAGACGACCAUGCUGCUGCAUUUACCAAAAAGAUGAAGUUAUUUCCAUACUUAGUGCCAACUGAACUCUCAAAAACUGGGAGGUUCGCAAACGGACUGCCAGCCAAAUUUGGCCCAACGGUCAAGAUGGCAACUACUCUGAAGACAACAGUUCGAGCAGCUAAAAAUGUGGAAACCCAGUUAAAAGAAAGGAAUCAGGAUAGGGCAGAGGUUGGUGAGAAAAGAAAGUUCGAUGGAUCGUCGAGGUCUAAUAAGAAAAGUAAGUUCUCGAAGUCUGAUUCGAGAGGAAGAAGAGGCAAAGCAGAAUGGUGUGAUAAGUGUAAGAAGAAACAUGCUGGGAAAUGUGGCGAGGAGGUCACUUGUUUUAAAUAUGGAAAGCUAGGGCACUAUGCCAGCAAGUACAAAACCAACAAAAAGGUGUGCUAUGGAUGCAUGAAGAAGGGCACAUUUUAA
This is a messenger RNA of Lactuca sativa (garden lettuce), 1050 nucleotides long. The record is from RefSeq and is a predicted model, not a curated record. Lineage: Eukaryota; Viridiplantae; Streptophyta; Magnoliopsida; Asterales; Asteraceae.